This is a messenger RNA of Penaeus vannamei (Pacific white shrimp), 536 nucleotides long. The record is from RefSeq and is a predicted model, not a curated record. NCBI's taxonomy places the organism in Eukaryota, Metazoa, Arthropoda, Malacostraca, Decapoda, Penaeidae.
ACUGCCUGAUCCACAUUCGCCUUCCCCUCAAAGUCCUCCUCAGAAACAUGCGUGCCAUCCUCCUUGCUCUGAGUGUGGCGUCCUUCGCCUCCGCUACGAUCUUCCAGGAUUGCGGCUCGGUCGGCACCGACGUGGUCCUCAACGUGGAGAACUGCGAGCUGCCUCCGUGUCUGCUGGAACGCGGCUCCACCUACAACGUCAACAUCCAGUUCACGUCCAGCCAGACCUCGGACGCGCUGACCAUCGACGCCUCAGCCAACCUGGCCGGCAUCAACGUCCCUUGGCCCGGAAUAGACACCGACGGAUGCAAGCAGCUGGAAGGAGGCUCCAACCCGUGCCCUUACAGCAGCGGUCGCGUCGACUGGACCAUGCCGGUGGCCGUCCUUAGCGAGUACCCAGCGCUGUCGACCGUCGUGACGUUCAAGCUGAAGAACGCCGCCGGGGAGCCUGAGGCGUGCACGGUGGUUCCCGUGACCCUCGUGUAGCGUGGCUGCCUGACCCGCCACCGGGCCUUCUGCAGGACCAGUCGACUCGGG